This is a messenger RNA of Thrips palmi, 2123 nucleotides long. RefSeq lists its product as uncharacterized. Lineage: Eukaryota; Metazoa; Arthropoda; Insecta; Thysanoptera; Thripidae. Bases 183 to 1508 code for a protein of 441 amino acids. The transcript has 8 exons. The record is from RefSeq and is a predicted model, not a curated record.
AGGACGUCCUAGACGAGGAAAGUUGAGCAUUUCGACGGACAGUUCUACAGAUGCUUAUAAUUUGUGCCGCACGAGAAACACCAUGGCUACUUGUGCUUCGUCAGAGGGGUCCCCAUCCGUUUAUUAAAAAAUUCUGCUAGCCACAACCCAUUAUUUACCGCCCGUCAGGAACUUCCAGAAAAAUGAACGAAGCUAGCGGCAAGCUGUCCGAUUUGUUGGCCUACUUCAAGAGAGAAACCGGAGACCGUCAAGCCAAAACGUUGUGGCGCCGAAUAAACGUCUCAGUGCGCAACAGCAAGUUCAUGCUGUUCCUGGUAUUCGUCAACAUGAUCACGGCGCUUGCGGACAUCUUGACGGCGGAGUCUUUGCACAACGCCCAGUUUGGGCUUCGGCUCAUUAUGGGGACGUGGGCAUCCGCCGCAUCGACUAUCAUAUUCACAUACCGCGGACAACUGAUGGGAACAGUCUUUCAACGCAUGGCUGACGUUUCCUCCAGCCUGGAGCAGCUUGAAGACAGCGUAAUCCAGGAUCGCUUUCGCCGCCAUUGCAAGCUCAUCUUGAGAGUGGUCAAAAUCUAUACGUUUCUCUCCAUACUGUCCAUGAGUGGUCUUGGCGAAUUUUCGGCGAGAGGACCGACAAACUGGCAGCGAGCGCUAAGUAAGCUGUUCCACCAGUGGAAGUACGGAGACCUGUCUCGCAUGCAGCUUGAUCCUCGAGACUCCAUCACAUCGUGGGUGUUCUACUUAGGCCUCUUAUUUCAGAUUGCGGCUCUGCCACCGGCGAUGGCGGCUUACUUCUUGCUCGCGUGCAUUGUGACCAUUCACAUGUCACUGGCUGAAGGCCACGCUGGUAUCGGGAGAGCUCUUAAGAUUGGCAAGUCGCUGUCUUUCUGUGCCAAUCUCCAGCGCAAUACGCUUGCAGCGGCGCUUGAAGCGGAUUACAUUUUGGCUGACCUCAUGCCCUUCUUCUGCGCGGGAAUUGUAGGCCUUCCGCUGUUUUCUAGCGUUGAGGUUGUGACCAAGGGCCUUCAUGCUGAUCUCUUCGCGUUCGUCAGUUGUCCACUUAUUCUGACAUCGUUUGCUGCCUUGUGCGAGGCCGGUGAUCGGCAAAGGGCAUUGCGGGGCGAUAUAGGAGAACGAGCGUUUUUCGGGCCCUGGCUCGGCGAGAGCCCACAGCAGCGAAGAGUCAGGAUCAGCAUGAUGCAGGUAAUCACGCGGGGACCUUCCCAAACGCCUGAAAGACACCCUACCGGACCCUGCCGUCAUGUUCCUGUACGUAGGCGUCGGAAGGCCGUGGCGGACUCCUGGGCGGCUACGGCAUGGGAAAGAUGGACCGGCCGGCCGCCAGUACGGUGGUCCAGACGUGGUUCAGCUACGUUCAAGUGGUCCUCAACGUGCAGCAGCAGAAGUAGCGGCUCGACCGUGCCGUCAGAGGACCCCGCUCAUGCCACACCACUCUCUGGAACUGCACUCGGAACUCGUCACGUUUAUUUUUCGGCUGUCGUGUGACGUCACUCGAAAACCUAUUUGUAGUAAUUUGCAUACAAUAUCACUGUCAUUCAUUUUGAGAUACAUUUGCUACAAUUUUUUGCGAUAUAACCGAGUUUGUGAUUCCCACGAUUUAUCGCACCCUGGAGUGCGAUGAUUCAAUGAUAAUUUUGCAAGAACCACCCCUUAAUUUUUGUGGAAUUUGUAAUUUCUCCUUUUGAAGCAACUUUUGUUUUAAAAACUUGGCUUUAACUUUUUUAUUGCACUUUCUUAGUGGGCAGCAGUACUUUCAUUGCAAAAUGUCGACAAUAUGUAGUUAUAGCAGUUUGAAUGACAGUGAUGUCUGUGCCAUGUGUACACAAGUGUGCGUUUUAUACACAGAAAGGUGUUUGCAGAACGUAUUUUUCGUAUCCCUUAAUAAAGGCAAGUACGUUGAGUUGUGUUUUCACAGCUAUGCUGGAAGGGAAUCGGAGGACGACAAAUGAAAUGUUGGAAGCCAUCAUGUCAAAGAACACACGGAGAUUCCAAACGCUACGAAUAUAGCACGUAUAGCGCACUCCACCAAUGCACUAAGAUAUCGCUGCAUACGUGCAAUGCCAUAGCCAGGACUCGAGUAAUGCUCCAAAAAAAUUGUGU